CGUUUAUUUUGUCAAUUUAUGCUUAAGCCCACCUUCGGACAAAUACGCAGUGAUCGGAAAUUGGGAAAAUCAGGAUCCUUUGUUUGUUUGAGUAAGCCGAAGAGGAGGAAGAAAGAGGAAGAGGAAGAAGAAUGAUUUACAGGAAAUGGAGUUUGAUAACGGGUCCAGCUGUUUUGGUUGGCGGCGUUGCAGGCGCUGCUCUUGCCCUAAAUUUUAUCUUCAAACAAGAUCCCUUUGCUAAGCCACCAGAAAAGAAGCAAGGCAAGUAGAAGAAGAUGUUGAGAGGUGAAUUCACAUCCUUUAAAAUGAUGCUAUGCUUCCUCUUGUUGAAUGUUUAUUUUGGUUCUUAAUUUGCACAUGUGUUCUCAAAAUCCGACUCUUUUUCAUGAAUAAAUUUUGAUAACUCUUUGUGGGCUGCA
Messenger RNA from Lactuca sativa (garden lettuce), 419 nucleotides. RefSeq names its product succinate dehydrogenase subunit (gene SDH8). NCBI's taxonomy places the organism in Eukaryota, Viridiplantae, Streptophyta, Magnoliopsida, Asterales, Asteraceae. The record is from RefSeq and is a predicted model, not a curated record.